AUGAGGAACAACAAGGAGGAAAAAGAAAGUUUCAGAACAAUCCUUCACACACCCAUCACGAAGGAACGACAGGUGCUGUUCAUAGGACACAAAGAGCUGUGCGAAAUGAAGUCCGCUUCGGUUACCACAGAUGGGGAACUGGUGGAGGAUUCGCUUGAUGUCUCAAGUGAGUUCGAUGAUCGCUUCACUAACUCAACAGCAGGCAAGGACGGACGAGAUGUUAAAGGAACUCCUGAAACGGAUCCCGGCGAAUGCGUGUUCAAAUACUACGACGUACCUGAUCGCCUCCAAGUUGACGUGUGGAAAACAAUCAAGGAAGCUCUCAACAGCAGGACAGAUCACUCACUGAGUUACAUGGCAUUAUGGAGGUUUCUCAAGAGGUUCGAGCACAAAUCCCCCGUUAUAAGUGCACCUCGCUAUAGGCAUGGUUUGUACAGCAAUAUUCGUGCUGAUUCCGCACAACCCUCUAGUCGGUAUCUUUUUUCAGAACAUCAUGCCGAAAUUAUAUCGGAAAUCAACCGCUGCUGUCGGAAUAACAGCUCUUCAACUUCAACGGAAGUAGUAAGCCGGCUUAAGACCAGGGGUAUCUUUGUGAGCUGUGCCACCGUUAGGAGGAUUCGAAAUCACCUCGGUUUCAAGAAAGCCACCACAAAAUACUGCCAUGCAAUAAGGGAUUAA
This is a messenger RNA of Ostertagia ostertagi, 678 nucleotides long. The record is from the annotation of a GenBank genome assembly. Lineage: Eukaryota; Metazoa; Nematoda; Chromadorea; Rhabditida; Trichostrongylidae.